Messenger RNA from Argentina anserina (silverweed cinquefoil), 1657 nucleotides. Its product is annotated as protein JASON. The record is from RefSeq and is a predicted model, not a curated record. Lineage: Eukaryota; Viridiplantae; Streptophyta; Magnoliopsida; Rosales; Rosaceae. The transcript is spliced from 7 exons. Gene Ontology annotation, biological process: male meiosis II. The coding region runs from base 58 to 1572 and encodes 504 amino acids.
UUCUUCUUCUUCUUCUUCUUCUUCUUCUUCUUCUCCGAUUCACGUUCUUGGUGAUCGAUGUUAUGCUUCGGCCGUGAAUUAGGGUUUGUGUGCAGAUCGGUGUUGAGGCUUCUUGACAGAUCCGUCGCCGGAGCUAUGGGCUGCUUCUUCGGUUGCUUCAGAUUCAGGGACGAUCGCCACCUCCGCUCCAGGCCUCACCUCGUUUCUCAGUCCUCUCGCUCGGGAGCUGUGGUGUCUCAGAAUCGUUUGGCAUCUCUAUUUUUAGACCAAGAGAAAGGAGAAUCUCCAUCUCGAGAUAGGGAAAGUCCUAGCUAUGGGACUCCACAAAUUGACAAGGAGCUAAAGAACGAGGCCAAGUUUCUCAAGGCUUGUGGUACUAUAGUUGAGACCCCAGUUGAAAUUCGGAGAGCUUCAAAGUUAAAUGGCUCGCCCCAGCAUGAUAGGGAUUCAGGGCCAUCAAAAUUUAACUCAUGGCUUCCCCACACAUCCAUAAAAAAGCUUCAGCAGGAGAAUCAACCAGAGCAGCCUCCCACACCUGUUAAACUUUUUGAACAGUGGGAAAAGGGGUCAGAACACACACCAAUCAGUUAUGAGUCAAACCAACAAAGUACUGGAAGGAGUUAUCUCAGCUCUACUGAAGAUGGAAGAAUAGGUACUGCUUCAUCAGUAAAGAUCCAUUCUGAUCGGGCUGAGAACACUGUAACUCCAACUUCACCUUCGCACUCAGCCACAGAUAUCCAGGGCAGGGGCAAGUCUGUUCGUUUUGAAUGUGACUUUGACACAGCAUCCUCAAAAGGUUCUUCAUCUGGUAACUGUAGGAGUGCAAAAAUAGCUCAAACUCCUGGAAGACAGGGCACAUCUAAGUAUUCAGAUUAUCCAACCCCACUGACUCUGUCUGAAGAUAUGCAGACACCCGGAACAGUUUAUCCAUCAGGCCAGGGAGCUUUUCCUAAUGGAAAAUCUCGAAUCAGGUCUCAGUAUGUGUAUUCAGUUCCGUAUCCUGAGGGAACCACUCGGUGGAAUGUCCUGGAAGAGGAAGAUUCUAACUCAUAUGGGUCUUCAGGUGAGGCUAGUGAUUCACUCAAACAAUCGGGAAAUGCAACCUCCAUAUCACAAGAGGGAAAAGAAGAGAUUUCAUCAGGAACAGAUUUACAGGUGGAAUCAAGUAUGUCUGCCUGGCUGAAGCCAGUGACUCAAGAUGAUAACAAUCUGAGGUUGGGAGAUGCUUCUGCCCGAAACCAUUAUUUUGGCAGAACUCCUGGAGACAGACCUAUAAUAGGGUUGGUUGCUACUCACUGGAAUGAAGAUGAUCCUACUCGUAUCUCACCCAAGUGGUGGGACGGGAAUGGAAUCCCAAAUUCAACCAAUAAAUACAAAGAGGAUCAGAAAGUGAGUUGGCAUGCAACCCCAUUUGAGGAGAGGUUGGAGAAAGCAUUGUCUGAAGAAACGUUCAUCUCUCAGAGAAAGAACAUAGAGGGAAUGCCCAUGGUGUUCGAUGAGAACGAGGAAAGUGAUACUGCUCUUUCUCAGUUGCAAUCUUCAUCCCAGCCAAAGUCAGUGGUUUCAUUCUGACGAGUGAUGGUGGUUUUACCCCCGUUUUGUUUGCUUUACAUGCAAAAUGUUGCUGAUGGAGUUGGGUUUAUUCGAACUUAGGUUU